CCUCUCCCUCCCCCCCCUCCUCCCCUCCCCUUUUUCUUCCACGCGAGGCCUCGCUGGGCCCUGCAACCUUGUGGCUUCGUUUCCAUGAGGAUCCGGGAACCCUCCGCACUACACAUUGAGCCAUGAACCCCCUCGGAUUUCCCAACGGUCUGAACCCCAACUGCAUGCGGCCCGACCACGAUCCAUGGGGACGAAGCACACCGCAAUCUCAGCUUGACCCCUCCCUGUCCCUCUCGAAGCCCGUCAUCUUCCCCUCCAAGGAACCUCACCAAACGUCCGUCUCGCUGAAUCAGUCCACCCCAAUGGAGGUUGUCCCCUCCACUGGUCGUGGCAAACAACUCAAUAUCCCCGAGCAACUGUGUCUGGUCAACCUGUGUGCCGCUUCCAUGAUUGAUGAUGAUGCCCACGCCCAUCCCAAAAGCUUCUGGAUCAAAAUCGCCAAUAAACUCGAGUUGCGGACCGGUCGUCGCUAUUCAUGGCAGUCAUGUCGCCGCCGCAUUCAAACCUACGUGACCAAAUGGAACGCCUACUGGACUGCAUAUGAUGACGGUCGGACCUGUCCGAGCAUCGAUAUCCACGACGAUGUCUUCCAAGAGCUAAACAUAUGGCUGGAAAAGAACAAGGCCAAGCGUCGCUCGGGGCUGCCGCUUACUGGGGAGCAUUACGCCCCUCAGGCAUCGGCCGCUCUGGUGGCGAGGGUAGAGCCCCAAAAGAUCCCGGAACCUGUCCGAAUCUUACCCGAGCAGGGCUUGGUGCAGCAGUCAACGAAGCUGGAACGUGUCUGGGUCUGGCUCAGAAGUCUUCCGCACUCGGAGGAGAUGGAACGCAUGGUAGCAUGGGCGGGAGAGGCGACGAACCCGGUUAUCAACCCUGUGGAUGAGGCAUUACUCCUCUUGAAACGUCGGCGACUUCGAUUGUCUCAGAAGAUGAAGCCCGGUGAACAACAGCCAGAUGCUGGCGCAGGCGAAAAGCCCAUUAUCGCCCAGGUUCUUUCACCUCAACCGUCUCCUGCACUACAGGAUUUCUCCACGGGGAAUAAGAGGCCUCGUGAAGCAGAUGAUCAUCUUGCCGAGCGUCCCGCUCGGCGUCUCCGGAUGGAUCCUGCGAGCCACCCUUCUGGCAGUCCCCCUGCCGAGGAAUAUGUGGACAACGCCCAUCUUAAGAGAAAGCUCGUUGAGACCUACUUCGAAAGCACAUUCGGCAAACUUAUUGACCGACUGUCGGCUCGCUUCCGGAGUCAGGGCGCAAAGCAGCAGGACUCCCCUGGGAGCUGCGAAGCCAUCAUGCGCGAUCUGUUCAAGGACGUCGGGGUGGCCGUUGCCAAGGCCUUGAUCAGAAUGGACGAACCCACGAAUCAAGAACAAAUAAUGCAUAAUUGAGCACAUAUUAACCGUUUAGCGAUUCCAGCGUCUAUUUCAUUGGGUGGUUCUGUCAAUUUUCGUUUACUCAUUUCUAGUCUUACGCCCUUCUCUUCUAUCUGAACUUACGUUGUUUGGAACGUCUACUCCGUCUGAUUGGGUUGCUUGUGUACUGUCGUCGUUCUCAUGAGCAUCAGAUUGCCCUAGAGAUACCCUUUGCAUUGGAGCUCGGAAGUUAUGUCUUAUGUUGGUCACUAUUUGAUAUACCUAGUUUGGAAAUUUUGGAUUUUCGCAUCCUCGCAUAUAUAGCAUGCAUAGAAUGAAUAGAAUGGACAAAUUUGGCUUU
Messenger RNA from Aspergillus ibericus CBS 121593, 1704 nucleotides. RefSeq lists its product as uncharacterized. The transcript has a single exon. Bases 123 to 1379 code for a protein of 418 amino acids. The record is from RefSeq and is a predicted model, not a curated record. Lineage: Eukaryota; Fungi; Ascomycota; Eurotiomycetes; Eurotiales; Aspergillaceae.